Messenger RNA from Nannospalax galili (Upper Galilee mountains blind mole rat), 2063 nucleotides. RefSeq names its product starch binding domain 1 (gene Stbd1). The transcript is spliced from 2 exons. Gene Ontology annotation, molecular function: glycogen binding; starch binding. The coding region runs from base 82 to 1074 and encodes 330 amino acids. Lineage: Eukaryota; Metazoa; Chordata; Mammalia; Rodentia; Spalacidae. The record is from RefSeq and is a predicted model, not a curated record. Gene Ontology annotation, cellular component: membrane.
UGGAGCGGGCGGGGUGGGUGUGGCCCGCCGGGCGAGCGGAGCUCGAGUCCGGUCCGGGUAGUCUCCCGCAGCCUGGCAGCCAUGGGCGCCGUUUGGUCCGCCCUACUGGUCGGAGGGGGUCUGGCCGGAGCCCUUCUCCUUUGGCUGCUGCGAGGUGACCCAGGGGAUCCGGGAAAAGACCCGGACGCCCAGCCGCAGAAGGUCGCCCCUCCGGGGGAGGCUGCGGUUCCUGGAAGCGAGCAGGGUGGUGGCGGCGGCGUUCUGGGCCCUGGACCUUCCAAGCGCGAUCUGGCCACCAAACCAGAGCAUCUUCAAGAAAGCAAUGGACAUUUGAUUUCUGAGACCAAAGGCCUUGGUACCCUGCAGGAAGCACAGAGACUGCAGAAUCCUGGAGCAGACUGGGGCAAUGUUCCCACUGGACAGAUCCCAGACACACGCUCCAGGGCUGACUCUGAAGUGUCAAGAAACACAAGCCUUGACUCUCAUGUAGAAUGGAGAAUCCCUAAAGCAGCUGCAAGUAUGGCCGAGAAGUUUUCCUCCAGCAACCUGCUUGUGGACAGAGCUAAAGAAGCCAGUCUUGCACAGAUGGACAGUCAGGACCCAGCUGGCCAUGAGGACUGGGAAGUGGUAUCUAGGCACUCAUCUUGGGGAGACGUUGGUUUGGGUGGAAGUCUUGAGGUUUCUGGGUUCAGCAUAAGUCAGGGAAUGGACUAUGGCAGAAAUACUCUUGUGGGAGCAAGAGGCCAGGAAGCAGGUGGGAAAGUAAUGUCUCCAGAGCCUCAGCAAGUUCGCAUCCAGUUCCAAGUGCACUAUACCACAAGCACUAAGGUGCAGUUCAUUGCAGUAACUGGAGACCAUGAGAGUCUUGGGAGCUGGAACACAUACAUCCCACUCCAUUAUUGCAAGGAUGGGCUUUGGUCUCUUUCUGUCUUCCUGCCGGCAGACACAGUGGUGGAGUGGAAGUUUGUGUUGGUAGAGAAUGGGGAAGUUACUCGCUGGGAAGAAUGCAGCAAUCGACUUCUACAGACAGGCCAUGAGGAUAAAGUGGUUCAAGGGUGGUGGGGGAUUCAUUGAUUCAGUUGGCAAAGCAUCGGAGUGGCUACAGCAGAAUGCAGGCGAGGCUAAGGUGGUGGAGCACGCUGCAUAAUUUAAAGGUGGCGUAAUUCCAAUUUUAGCCAUCAGCUGUUUCAGAUUUGCUAGUGUGGCUUUUGUCUAAUGUACAGGAAUGUGCGUAUGCAGAUAAUGCUUCUGGGAAGAAAGGAAUUCUUUCCCUUGUGGCACUGACUGAUUUGUGCUGAUACUGUGUUACUGCAGGGAUUGAACUUCUUGGGUAGUUAUUUGGACUUUGGGCGAGGAGUAGAGAAACUAACCAGUCGCACAAGUACAAGGUAAGAGCCCUUAGGAGCUCCUUAGAUUGAGGGAGUAAAAUAAACUUCAUUAAAAAGUUAAAGCGAUACUGUUUACGUUUUAAAAUAACACCGUGUGGAACUGUGACUGGAAAAUAUCUGGCCACUAGAUGUGACCAGUAAGGAUUGAGGUGAAGUUCUAAGACGCCCAUUAGUUUUUGUUAGAUUUUAAUUGCUGAGUAUAGAUAGGAUAUUAGUUAGCAAGGCUCUCGGUCUUAAUGGCUUAAGGCUGGUGUGGAAACAAUGGGCUUAAUUGGAGUUGGUCAUCAAGCCAGCAGCCCCUAAGGAAAGGGAGUCUGAGUGGGGCUGGGGUGUGGGCUGGUGAGGUAGUCUAAGGGAUACUGCUCUGAGGGCUAGGAAUUCCAAGUCCAGUCUAGCUCUGCUAAGGGAUGCACCCAUCCUUUACCCACAGAGCCCUUAGAGGACAUAGGACCCUCUCUGCUCACUGUCCCACCCCACUCCCACCAGAUAUUAACAGAGGGACUGUCCCAUAACAGCCUUUUCCAUCUGAAAAUCCUCUCCCCUCUCUUUUCCUACCAGUAGCUAUUUGUGGGUGACAAAUCUAUGUAGGCCUGUGAUGCAGAAGUGUAUCUUUGCUCUGAGAUAAACACUUAAAAGUCAUAACUGAAUAAUAAAACCUGAGUUUUAAUAUCUUCA